AUGCUUGUGCUUCUGGUGGCUGCAAUGCUGGGGACCGCAGUCCAAUCCUCUACCAUUGGACGGAUCAUAGGGGGAGAGGAAUGUGUUCCGCACUCUCAUCCGUGGCAGGUGGCACUCUAUUACUUUGACACGUUUAUCUGUGGCGGGAUCCUUAUAAAUGAGCACUGGGUACUGACGGCGGCUCACUGCAAAAUGUCGAAUAUUCAAAUAGUUCUCGGAGAUCAUAAUCGCCAGGUCCAUGAGGGAACCGAGCAGUACCGAUAUGCUGUCAAAAUAUGUUCCCACCUCGACUAUAACCUAACCACGUACGACAAUGAUAUCAUGCUCCUGAAACUGAACUCACCAGCCAUCAUUAAUGAAUAUGUGCAAAUAGUCACCUUACCCACUGAGCUAGUGGCUGACAUCACCAAUUGUAUCGCCUCAGGAUGGGGAUCCACCACUUCCCCUCAAGAGACAUAUCCGGAUGUCCUUAUGUGCCUGAACGUCACCACGGUGCCUGCGACCGACUGUCAGGAAUUUUAUGAAGAUGAACCGACAAUAUCCAAUAAAAAAAGUGCAAUAACGGAGAACAUGCUGUGUGCCGGAAUACUUGAAGGAGGGAAAGACACUUGCCAGGGUGACUCCGGAGGUCCCCUGUUAUGCAACUCGUUCUUACAUGGAAUCACAUCUUGGGGAGAACCUACUUGUGGACUGCCAAACAAGCCGGGAGUCUUCACCAAAGUGUUUAAUUAUAUCAACUUCAUUGAUGAUAUCAUGGCGAACGAGCCCCCGGGGAUUUGCAUACAAGUAGCUCGCCAGUAUGGAAGGCCACUAUAA
Molecule: messenger RNA, 816 nt
Organism: Nanorana parkeri
Lineage: Eukaryota; Metazoa; Chordata; Amphibia; Anura; Dicroglossidae
Product: trypsin-like
Exons: 5
Coding region: 1-816 (271 amino acids)
Biological process (GO): plasminogen activation; smooth muscle cell migration
Molecular function (GO): serine-type endopeptidase activity
Source: RefSeq, a predicted model, not a curated record